AUGGAAGGAGCACCACCACUGUCGUGGAUCGCUCAUCCAGUACGCGUCCAACUUGUCGCUGGAGGCAGUGAACAGUGCGUUGAGGGCAAUCUCUACACUGUGGAUCCACUAACUGGAAGCUUGGUACUUGUGCGAUUCCGCAAUGAAAAGCCUUGCCAGGUUUCAUGGAUACCUCGUGAAGGCUACAUCUCGGUGAGCAUGAUCGACGAGUCAUCUCCUCACUGCCAACAAUAUAGUGUUGAAUUGGCUGACAUGAUGGGUAAUAUGUUUGGCAUGCGAAAUGUGGACGAAGUGGACGCUGAAGAGUUGAAAGAAAGGCGAACUCGGCUUCUAUCGUGGUUACGAGCGAACCACGUGGACGUCAAGGAAUGCGAUGACGGUUCUCUGCUGAUUUUUGGGGCAGCACGUAUUCAGUCGCCGUUCAAUGAAGACAGUUGCUAUUGUGAUAAUUCUAUUAUUCUGAAACGAUUACGUGCAUUGGUUGCAAAAGUGCCAAAAUGA
Molecule: messenger RNA, 501 nt
Organism: Cooperia oncophora
Lineage: Eukaryota; Metazoa; Nematoda; Chromadorea; Rhabditida; Trichostrongylidae
Source: the annotation of a GenBank genome assembly